Zalophus californianus (California sea lion) is the source of this 3467-nucleotide messenger RNA. RefSeq names its product DnaJ heat shock protein family (Hsp40) member C14 (gene DNAJC14). The record is from RefSeq and is a predicted model, not a curated record. Gene Ontology annotation, molecular function: dopamine receptor binding. The transcript has 7 exons. The coding region runs from base 582 to 2696 and encodes 704 amino acids. NCBI's taxonomy places the organism in Eukaryota, Metazoa, Chordata, Mammalia, Carnivora, Otariidae.
CUCGCUACAGGCAGCCGGGAAAGGAUCGGGGUGGUGGCUCUUCUACGCUCCCUGGUUUUGUCUGCAAGGAAAACAGACUGUGGCUCGGUGGCUGUCCUCCAUCUCCCAGUCUCGGCAAAGCCCACGAAUACAGCCAGAGGAACCCUGAAAAAUCUGUCCCCCGUCCGCAGGCACUGCUGCAGCGCCCACCAGCGGUGCAGCCUGGGGGGUAUCACUCCAGCACGCGGAGGGUGGCAGCAGAGAUCCCUUUAAGGGGCGGGGCCAGUGCUUCCUCAGGACCGCCUCCUCCGAUUUGACUCAGCUUGCUCUACUGGCUCGCGCCUCCGCCAACCGCUUUUUCGUUUCCUUCCCGUCUCUUCCCGGGUGACCCCGGAAGUGGAAGUAGGCGUAGGUCGGCGGCCACGGCGGGGACGGAAGGCGGAAGCAGAGCGUGAGCGGGAGGCGGAGCCGGGGGAGCUGCUCUCGUAGCUCCCCCUGGCCCUAGGCCCAGCUGCUCGAGGGGGAGGAGUUACCGCCGCUCUUCGGGCAUCAGAACUUAUCAUGAUGGCUGUGACCUAAAAUCCUCAGGAAGCCCCGGGGUCAUGGCCCAGAAGCACCCCGGAGAAAGAGGGUUGUGUGGAGCCCACCACAGUGGUGGUGCCUCCUUCAGGACUUUAGGAUCCUCUGUGGACCCUGAAAUACUUUCAUUCUUAGGACUCAGGGACUCAGCGGGGCCUGCUCCUAAUGGUACCCGCUGCCUCACAGAGCAUUCUAGUCCUAAGUACACACAGCCCCCAAACCCAGCCCACUGGUCGGAUCCAAGCCAUGGCCCCCCAAGGGGUCCAGGACCCCCUAGGGAUGGAGAGGACCCUGACCAGAGUGAGGCAUCUUCAGAAGAAGAGUCAGGAGUGGACCAGGAACUCUCAAGAGAGAAUGAGGCUGGGUACCAGGAGGAUGGGAACCCUUCUUUUCUUUCCAUUCCAUCUGCUUGCAACUGCCAGGGAACCCCUGGAAUCACUGAAGGGCCUUACUCUGAGGGAGGAGAUGGCUCUUCUAGCAACUUUUGCCACCAUUGUACCUCUCCAGUUUUGGGGGAAGAUGAAGAGUUGGAAGAGGAAUAUGAUGAUGAGGAACCUCUUAAGUUCCCCAGUGAUUUUUCACGUGUGCCCAGUGCGAAGAAACCACCACCCCGGCGACAGCGGCACCGCAUUCCAGCCAAGGAGGAUACUCGGGAGGGUGGACGCAGAGAUCCCAGGUCCCCUGGCCGACAUCGUUUGGGCCGGAAAAGAAGUCAGGCAGAUAAGCGCAGAGGCCUGGGAUUAUGGGGAGCAGAGGAACUGUGUCAGCUUGGACAGGCAGGCUUCUGGGGGCUGAUUGAACUGCUGGUAUUGGUGGGAGAGUACGUGGAAACUUGUGGCCAUCUCAUCUAUGCAUGCAGGCAGCUGAAAGGCAGCGAUCUGGACCUUUUUCGAGUCUGGCUGGUAGUCUGGGCAGGGCGGCUGGGGGGCUGGGCCCAGGUGAUGUUCCAAUUUCUGAGCCAAGGAUGUUACUAUGGGGCAGGGCUGUUCACCCGUUUUCUUAGGCUACUGGGUGCUUUGCUGCUUCUGGCUCUGGCCCUCUUGUUGGGCUGUCUACAGUGGGGCUGGCGGUUUCUGGUGGGACUGGGUGACCGGUUAGGCUGGAGGGGUAAAGCCACUUGGCUCUUUUCUUGGCUGGAUUUUCCCACCUUGCAGCGUUGCCUGAUUCUGCUGAGAGAGAGCAGGCCAUGGCAGCAGUUGGUAAAAAUGUUUCAGUGGGGUUGGCUGGAGUUGCCUUGGGUCAAGCCAAGGACUAAUAGGCAGGGGAAUGCACCUGUAGCAGGUGGUCGCUACUGCCAGCCUGAGGAAGAAGUGGCUCGACUCUUGACCAUGGCUGGGGUUCCUGAGGAUGAGCUAAACCCUUUCCAUGUGUUGGGGGUUGAAGCCACAGCAUCAGAUGUUGAACUGAAGAAGGCCUAUAGGCAGUUGGCAGUGAUGGUUCAUCCUGACAAAAACCAUCAUCCCCGGGCAGAGGAGGCCUUCAAGGUUUUGCGGGCAGCUUGGGACAUUGUCAGCAACCCUGAAAGGCGGAAGGAAUAUGAAAUGAAACGAAUGGCAGAGAAUGAGCUGAGCCGUUCAGUGAAUGAGUUUCUGUCCAAGCUGCAGGAUGACCUCAAAGAGGCAAUGAAUACUAUGAUGUGCAGCCGAUGCCAGGGAAAGCAUAGGAGGUUUGAAAUGGACCGGGAACCUAGGAGUGCCAGAUACUGUGCUGAGUGUAAGAGGCUGCAUCCUGCUGAGGAAGGAGACUUUUGGGCAGAGUCAAGCAUGUUGGGCCUCAAGAUCACCUAUUUCGCACUGAUGGAUGGAAAGGUGUAUGACAUCACAGAGUGGGCUGGAUGCCAGCGUGUGGGAAUCUCCCCAGAUACCCACAGAGUCCCCUAUCACAUCUCAUUUGGUUCUCGGAUUCCAGGCACCAGUGGGCGGCAGAGAGCAACCCCAGAUGCCCCUCCUGCUGACCUUCAGGAUUUCUUGAGCCGGAUCUUUCAAGUACCCCCAGGCCAGAUGUCCAAUGGGAACUUCUUUGCAGCUCCUCAGCCUGGCCCUGGGGCCACUGCAGCCUCUAAGCCCAACAGCACAGUACCCAAGGGAGAAGCCAAACCGAAGCGGCGGAAGAAAGUGAGGAGGCCCUUCCAACGUUGACACCCCUUCUCUUCUUUCCUCAGAUCAAUGUCAGGGAGUCAAAAGGGCUGUGUAUAGCACAGGAUGGAGUUUUGACUUGUUUAUUUUUAAAUAUUUAAAAAAGGGAAAAUUUUAAGCCCAAAUUGUUCACUCAGUACUUGUAGGAAGCCCCGGAACCACUCUCCCUCCUCCACCAGCACCUAGGAACUGAAUCUUGUCUUCUGACAAUACCAAAGAAAUAGGGGGUGGCUAGAGCAAAGAACCUAGAGCCGGACAUGGGCUGGACAAUAUCUCCCAUGGUAGUGUGUGAACUGGUAUUUCCCCGGGGUCUGUAUGCCUUUGUCUUUUGCUUCUAGAGCAGAUGACACUUCCCCCCCCUUUUUAAACUACGAGUCUAUCUUAUAAUUUCUUGACCCAUUUCAGGAGGGAGCCCCCUCCUUUACCCCAACGUACUAGUUAAAAGAGAACAAGAAAGCAUGUAGCCCUAAUUAUAGGAGAUUAUACAUAAGAGUUCAGAGAGUGGAAACUUUCAGUUUUUCCUCUGACAUUCACCUGUGGGUAAUCUCACCCAACUUCAUGCUUGUUGCUGCAGGGAUGGCCAAAACUAAUAAUUUUUAAAAAAGCAGACUCAUGUCCUCUGCCCUUGGGUGAGGGGGAAGGAUAAAGGGGCUCCCAGAAGCCCCCUUAUGAUCCAAGGGUUUGUAUUUUUUUAAGUUUGUUCAUAUUUGUAUGUACAUAUCUAUUUAAAGCCAGGGGAUUAUCUUUCUAUAAAUACAUAACUGGCAACCUGUA